Phaeoacremonium minimum UCRPA7 is the source of this 1758-nucleotide messenger RNA. Its product is annotated as putative 5 -nucleotidase protein. NCBI's taxonomy places the organism in Eukaryota, Fungi, Ascomycota, Sordariomycetes, Togniniales, Togniniaceae. The coding region runs from base 1 to 1758 and encodes 585 amino acids. Gene Ontology annotation, molecular function: hydrolase activity, acting on ester bonds; nucleotide binding; metal ion binding. The transcript has 4 exons. Gene Ontology annotation, biological process: nucleotide catabolic process. The record is from RefSeq and is a predicted model, not a curated record.
AUGAUGACCACAUUCAAGGCAUUCGCAUUGUCAGCUCUCUGCAUUGGUGCAAGUGUAGCAGAGGAUAUUUUGCUUAGCCAGCGUAGAUUGAGCAAACGCUUCAUUGACGAGGAGGGUAAUUACAAUAUCUCGUUCUACCACAUCAACGACGUCCACGCCCACCUGGAUGAGUAUUCGUCAUCCGGCACAGACUGCACCAACCCUUCAAGAGGCUGCUAUGGAGGUUAUGCACGCGUGAAGACCGUCAUAGAUGAGACACGUCCGUUACACAAUGAUUCGCUAUUCCUGAACGUCGGGGACGAGUUUCAGGGGACACUAUUCUUCUCAUACUACGGUGGUGAGAAGAUCGCCGAAACUUUGAAUCAGCUAGGCUUCGACGGCUUUGUGUUAGGCAAUCAUGAAUUUGACAAAUUUGAUGAUUUUCUGGGCGAUUUCCUGGCGAAUCUCACGUUUCCUAUCAUCAGCGCGAACAUCAUCUCUGACAACGAGAAGUUGAAUAAGACGAUCAAGCCAUAUCACAUCUAUGAAGAGUACCAGCUUGCCGUAAUCGGAGUAACUACUGAUACUACACCAAGUAUAUCGUCGCCAGGAAAGGGAACUGUGUUCACUGAUCCAAUCGAAGCCGUGCAGAACACGGUUGACUUGAUCCGAAGCACCACCAAUAUCACCCGGAUUGCAGCCAUCACACACAUUGGAUAUGAGGUCGACCAGAAGCUCGCCGAGGAGACUACUGGCCUGUAUCUGAUUAUGGGUGGUCAUAGCCAUACUCCGCUUGGUGACUUCGAGGGGGCGGAGGGCCCGUACCCGACCAUUGUGAAGAACAAGGAUGACGAGGAAGUCUUCAUCGUCACUGCCUAUCGUUGGGGCGAGUACUUGGGCUACAUUGACGUAACAUACGAUGCUGACGGCAGAAUUCUCGCCUAUCAUGGAGGCCCUAUCCAUAUAACCAAUGAGACGAAGCAGGACCCUGAGCUGCAAGCACAGAUUGAUGAAUGGCGUGGACCAUUUGAAGAGUACGCCGCCCAAGAGAUUGGCACAAGCAGCGUCAUUCUUGAUCAGAGCACGUGCCAGCAGAGGGAGUGUCUUUUGGGUGACUUUAUUGCCGAUGCAAUGUUGACAUACCGCCUUAACUCAACCGACGACGUUGAUUUGGCUAUCAUAAACGCCGGCGGUGUUCGUGCAACGAUUGACGAAGGGCCAAUUACUCGUGGCGAGGUGCUCACAUCAUUCCCUUUUGGUAAUGCAGUGACAGACUUGACUUUGACCGGCCAGCGCCUGUGGGACACCUUUGAAGGCAUCGUGUCGGAAACAAACCUCGACAACGGUAAAGAGGUGACCUCAUUUGUUCAGGUUUCACGAGGCGUGAUCAUCGAGUAUAACCCGAGCGCCGCAAACGGCAGUCGGAUGGUCUCACUCACCAUCAAGGACGCGGCGGUCGACCUGGAGGCUGAGUACCAUUUGGUGACGGUGGACUUCGUCGCUGGAGGUGGUGAUAACUUCUUCAGCCCUAUUUUCGAAAACUUUGUUGUCUUGGAUACGCUAGAUGAGAUCUUGACGGCAUACAUUGGUAGCCAAAGUCCUGUAGACAUUGCGCUGGAAGGGCGCAUUGUGCAGAGCAAUGAAGACAGGGAGCGAGGCACAAAUGGUCGCCAGGUUAACUUCAAGAGCCGCUACCACAAUUGGUACACAGCCGUACCAACUUGGAUCAAGGGUCGGCAGAUGGACUCACACAGUUCCAAUUACGAAAAGUCCAAGUAG